Molecule: messenger RNA, 2199 nt
Organism: Cladocopium goreaui
Lineage: Eukaryota; Dinophyceae; Suessiales; Symbiodiniaceae
Source: the annotation of a GenBank genome assembly
AUGUCGCUGGCGACAAGCGUGGCUGCCGCGCUGCGGGAAUCGGCGAAGACUGAGGCCGAGUUGCACGGUCUCGCUGAAGCCGUUGAAGUCAUGAAAGAAAUCUUGGCUCAGGUUUCUGUGAAUCCAGGCUACAAAGAUCACACUGCUGCGGCAUCCUUUUGUCAUUGCUGCUUGUAUACGCUUCGCGCUAUACUUUUGGACUGGAGCAUCUCAACCACUGCAGUGCAAACGAUGCCGCUGGCAAAGAUGCCAAAGAUCGAAGGCAAUGCUGUGUGGCACGUCGAGCAUCCCAACUGUCGGAUCUUCCUGGCAGAGCAGCAUGCGGCCUUGGCCCGCUAUAGUGAGACAAGCAUUUUCGCAGUGAGAAAGUUGCUGUCUGGGGAAAAUCCCUCUGCACGCAGUGGCAGCUUCAAACGUGCCGCAGCGGAAGUGCUUGGACCAUAUCGCCAGUGCUAUCAGCCAGUCAAUGUGCCGAAUGUCGAAGCUGACCGGCCGGAUCGCUGCGAGUCCUUCUUGCAACUUCUGCGACAGCCGGGUCCGCCGGAAGUGCGGCUUGAAGCAUUUCUGGCGCACGAUGAGUGCACAGCUGGCAACGUUCUGAACCCGUUGCAAACGCAAAAAACAUUGCUGUUCUAUUGCACCUUUUCCCUUUUGCAAGACACCUUUGUGAGCAGCCGAAGCUGGAUUCCGGUGGCAGCCAUUCCACACUGUGAUCUAACUUCUUGCCGUGGUGGCAUUGGUGCUGCAACUGCAACGUUUUUGCGCCGCUGGGAUCAAGAUGGGCUCGAUGUUCCUUUUGAUGUUGCGCCUGGAGUGCGCGCAUCAGUCCACCUGCAAGGAUUUGUGAGCGACGGAGACAGUCAAAGGGCUGCAUUUUCUGCUAAAGGAUCUGCAGGCCUGAAGCCGUGUACCUUUUGUGCCAAUGUUCUGAAACGUGGCUGCGCCGCAGCUGAACGGGAUCCAAACUUUGUGACCAUAAGUGAACAUAACUUGGCUAAAUUUCAGUUGUAUGAUGCGCGGGAAUUGGAAGCGGCCAUUGUGGCCUGGCUAGCUCGCAAGCCCGCCAUGACGAAGCAUGAAAUUGAUCUCAGGGAACGAUGUUUAGGUUUCCGGCUGGACGCAGACGGAAUCUGGGGCUGCGGCACCGCAAGAAGGAAGCUGACCAUCGACAUGGCCCUGAAUGACUCCAUGCAUUGCUAUUUUAGCACUGGCAUCGUCAACACGGAACUUGUCUUGUUCCUUGGACAAGCAUGGAAAGUGGCAAAAAUCAAAACAGAUGAUCUUCUGGAAACGAUGAAAGCUGCAGCUUGGCGCAGACCAGGGAAACCGUCUGCAGUCUCUGAACUGAAACGCUUAUUUGGUCAUCAACUCUUUGGGGAGGAAAUAUACAAAGGAUCAGCUGAACAAACCAAAUCGAUUUUGCCGCUUCUCCGAUGGAUUGCAGAAGCAUGGCUACAACGCAUGCCAUCCAUGAAAGAGUCUGCAGAAUGCUUUCUGGCUCUUUGCCGCUGCACAGACCAAUUGCAGCUGUGCAAUGCAGAGACUCGGUGGUCAACACUGGAACAAGCCCAGUGCCACCAUCAAAGACUGUUUUCGGCAUUGUAUCCAGACUCGGUACGUCCAAAACACCACCAUAGGCUUCACCUGAGCCAGCAAUAUGAAAAACUCAAGAUGCAAAUAUCGUGCUGGGGCGUCGAAGCAGCGCACCAAUCCUACAAGAAAUGCUUCGCCGACAAUUUCGAUCAUCUCCUGCAGCCUGGAACAGAAGGCAUGUACAGUCGACAUAUCAUGCCGCGUUUGCUGCUACGAUACAUGGAAAUGUGCAAUGAAACGCCCUUCCUAACGAAUGGGUUCAAGUUGCUAUCUCCAUUCGAUGAAGCUGCUGUCGAAUCCGCUACGGGAAUCAAAGAUGCUUCCAUCAGUGCCAAAUGCCGGACCCACGUCAUGGAAAUAAAAGAGAAUGAUGUGUUGCUAUGGGGAAAAGAACGGGACCAAGGAGGCAUCAUUCGUUUCUUCCUCGUGCGUAACAACAAGUUAUUCUUGUAUGCGACUCCCCUGGAGUUGCGAGACAAGACAGAAGCAACAAGAACGUUUUCCUCCAAGGAUGCAAAUCAAUUCUACCAAUGGGUCUUGCUACCGGAACCAUGUCACCCGACGUGGCAAAGCUGUAACGAAAACACCAUCGUCGUCUUACCGUGA